Sphenostylis stenocarpa is the source of this 273-nucleotide messenger RNA. The record is from the annotation of a GenBank genome assembly. NCBI's taxonomy places the organism in Eukaryota, Viridiplantae, Streptophyta, Magnoliopsida, Fabales, Fabaceae.
AUGAUUUACGACGUUAACUCUCCACUUUUCCGAUCCUUCCUUAGUCAGAAGGGAGGUUCCUCCGAUAAGAGCUGUUGUACUGCUGCUAUAGCGACUUCUGUUAUUGUGGUCACUAUGGGUGUUGUGGUUGCAACAGGUGUCCUGUAUCAACAUCUUUUAUCUUGCGAUUGGGGUCUUCUAUGCGUCUGUGGCCUAUUUAUGAAAACCGAUGAGCAGAAGCCAAAAGAGCAGAAACCCAAAGCAAGUGAGAACAAACCUAUAAUGACAGAGUGA